This is a messenger RNA of Tinamus guttatus (white-throated tinamou), 4039 nucleotides long. The record is from RefSeq and is a predicted model, not a curated record. Lineage: Eukaryota; Metazoa; Chordata; Aves; Tinamiformes; Tinamidae.
AUUAUCUGAUAAUGGAGCCCUAUUUUGCUGGUUUUAAGCAAGUGCAGCAGGACUAUGAAGUUACUCUUGAACUUGCCACUGAGGAGGUUCAAAAAAUCAGCACUGCCCAGAAUUCUAAGACAGGAUCUUAUGGUGUCAGUAUUAGAGUACAAGGAAUUGAUGGGCAUCCUUACAUAGUGCUAAACAAUGCAGAAGGAUGUUUGUCAGAAAAUCCUCCUCUGCCUGGAGAAGAACAGCAGGUCGUUUCUCAGACUGUAAGUAGGCCAACCGCAGACUCUAAUUCUGCCUAUAACUUGGACGACAAAAAUGGUGAACGCGCAAAGUUUCCUGGAACACAGCAUGUGCAACCGUGUAUGUUCAAAAGCCUAAAGAUAACCAAUAUGGAUGAAAAAGAAAAUGGAACAUUGAAUUUUAAAGACAGGACACUGAAAUCCUCCAAUUUGUUGAACUUUCAAAGACAUCCUGAGCUUUUACAGCCUUAUGAUCCUGAAAAAAGUAACUUGAACUUGGAUACUUACCAAUCUUCUCUGUGUGAUAAAUCUAAAUCUUUUGCAGAUAAAGGUAAAACUGAAGCAAGGCCCUGGAUUUCCUCAUCCAAAGUAGUGUCCCUACAGAAAAUAAAUCCGUAUCUUGCAGAGUCAAACAAAGCAAGUGCAAAUAAAAUACCCUUGAACAGGUCAGUGGAAGACCAAAAAAAGCAGGCGUUGGACUGUCCCGGUAACGUUAUCACUUCCAAUGAGGUGCAUGUUUCGGAUUCGUUUUUAUCCGCAGGAGGAUCCCCAUGUGUUAGUCCUGUGGCUCGUAUGGAAACAAGGAAACCUAGACCAGAUGUUCUUCCUUUCCGCAGACAAGAUUCAGGUGGGCCCGUGUUGGAUGACUCACGAAGAUCAUCAUCCUCUUCAGCUACUCCCACUUCUGCAAAUUCCUUGUACAGAUUUUUACUUGAUGACCAAGAGUAUGCUAUCUAUGCAGACAACGUUAAUCGCCAUGAAAACAGAAGGUAUAUUCCAUUUUUGCCUGGAACUGGCCGUGAUAUUGACACUGGUUCACUUCCAGGAGUAGAUGAGCUAAUUGAAAAGUUUGAUAAGAAAGUUGGUCCUCAGAGAAGAGGUAGGAUGGGAAAAAGGAAUAAGAUUCACCCAGAUGAUCGUAAAAGAUCAAGAAGUGUUGAUAGUGCCUUGUCGUCAAGUCAUGAGGUAAAUUCAGGUUAUUUGCAUGAAUUCAGUAAAAGCUUGGGUAAGUCAACUGAGCAGUUGCUAAGACCAUCUGAAGUUUGCCUUCAUAAGCAGUUACCUAGAGAUCAGAAGCUGCUUUCCACAGAGACGAAAGGUUUGGCUCGAAGUACUGGAAAACUGCAAAUGCCUGAUAAAGACAUUCAGAACUACCAUUUCAAUUCUUUGCAGUAUCAUAAACAAGAUAGAACUUAUGCUGAGAGCUUCAAGUUUAGAUCAUCUACACUCCCAGGCCAGAGUAAAAGUGAGGAAGUUAAAACAGUAACCUCUACUCUGUUGUUGCCAAACCGAUUUACAGUCCUACCAGAUACAGGAACCAAGAAGAUUUCUGUAAAAACAUGUUCGUCCGUCCCCAGUAUACAGGCAACUCCUGAUCUCUUGAAAGGCCAGCAAGAUAUUGCACAACAAACAAAUGAAGAGACAGCUAAGCAGAUCCUUUAUAAUUACCUUAAAGAAGGAAGUGCUGAUAAUGAUGAUGCCACAAAGAGGAAAGUCAAUUUGGUUUUUGAGAAAAUUCAGACUUUAAAGUCAAGAGCUGCUGGAAAUGCACAGGUUUCUGACUCUUCAGCUGAGGUGAAAGCUUUGUUGGAACAAAAAACAGAACUUGAAAGGAAAGUGGAAGAGUUGCAGAAAAAAAUGGAUCUGGAAAUUAAGAAUCAGCAAAAUGCCAAAGAAGAGAGAGAUGCUACACGAGCAACCUUGAAAGAACUUCAGUUGCAACUUGAUCAAAGUGUAUGUGAAAAAGAUGCCUUAAAAGAGCGUCUCGAGGAAAGUGAGAAGGAACUUAGACAAAACCUAGAGGAGCUUUUUCAAGUGAAGAUGGAGCGGGAGCAAUACCAGACUGAGAUAAGAGAUCUUCAAGACCAACUGUCUGAAAUGCAUGAUGAACUGGACAAUGCAAAACAUACUGAUGAAGGGGAGAAGGAAGUUCUGAUUGAGGAGCUGAUGCAGAUGAAGCAGGAUCUGCAAGAAGUAUUAGUGGCAAAGGAUCAACAAGAAGAAAUACUGAGAAAGAGAGAGCGUGAGCUUACGGCUUUAAAAGGAGCACUGAAGGAAGAAGUGUCUAGCCACGACAUGGAGAUGGAUAAAAUUAAAGAGCAACAUGAUAAAGAACUGCUGGAUCUACAGCAGAGCCUGGAGAAAGUAACAGAGAAUGCUGCUGUCCUUGAGAGUGAAAGAAAUGCUGCAGAAGAAAUGCGAAAUAGUAUAGAAAAUCAAGUCAAAGCGCUAUCAGAGGAAAAUGAACAGCUGAAGAGAACAGUUGAUGAGCUAGAGGGUAAAAUGAGAGAGAUGGACAGCCAAAUCAAUAAUAUGAAAGGGGAAGAAGUUACAGCGAAGGAAAAAAUGAAGAGAUACGAGGAAGAGAAGCAGCAAUUAGAAGAAGCUUUGAAGCAUGCUGGAAAAGAGGAAAAAGAAUUGGUGGUGUUAAAGAAGUCUUUGGAAAGCCAACUAGAAGAUAUGCAGGAGGACAUUAGUUGUAUUUCACAGGAACGGCAACAGUUAACAGAGCAGUUAAAAGAUGAAAUUUACCAGAAGGAGCAGUUGAAGAAGAUAAAGAAUGAAAUGGAAGACGAACGACAACAACUAAACAAGACCAUUGAAAAGUUACAGGAGGAGGUGGCUGAAAUAGUAGAAGUCUCAAGAGCAUCAGCUUUGGAAUUUCAGAAUCAGCUUGAAGACUACAAGGAGAAAAAUCACAGGGAACUUGCAGAACUGCAGAGACAAUUAAAAGAAAAAAAUAUUGAGCUGGAAAAAUCACGCCUGGCAAACUUGAAAAUGCAGGAUGAGAUGCGUCUUAUGGAAGAAAAUUUAAAAGACCACCAGAGAGCUCAGGAUGAGGCAAUUACAAAGACUCAGCUGCUGGAACAGACUGUGAGAGAUUUGGAAUAUGAACUGGAGGCUAAAAACAACUUGAAAGAUGAUCGGGCAAGGCAAAUCAAAUUAAUGGAGGACAAGUUAUCUCACCUGGAGCUUGAGCUUGAUGAAGAAAAGAAUAAUUCAGAUCUGUUGUCCGAGAGGAUCAGUAGAUGCAGAGAACAGAUUGAACAAAUGAGAACUGAGCUACUUCAGGAAAGAGCUACAAAGCAAGAUUUGGAGUGUGACAAAAUUUCAUUGGAAAGACAGAACAAGGACUUGAAGAGCCGAAUCCUUCAUCUGGAAGGUUCUUACCGAUCCAGUAAGGAGGGACUUGUUGCACAAAUGGAAGCAAGGAUCACAGAGCUAGAAGAACGGCUUGAAAAUGAAGAGAGAGAUAGAGCUAAUUUCCAACUAAGUAACCGCAGACUGGAGAGAAAAGUGAAGGAAUUAAUGUUGCAAGUAGAUGAUGAACAUCUUUCACUGACUGAUCAAANNNUUCAGUUGAGUUUGCGUUUGAAAGCAAUGAAACGUCAAGUUGAAGAAGCCGAAGAAGAAAUAGAUAGACUGGAAAGUGCCAAAAAGAAACUCCAGAGAGAACUGGAAGAACAACUGGACAUGAAUGAACAAUUGCAAGGACAGCUCAGUGCUGCGAAAAAGGAAUUAAGACGGAAGAAAUCACCAAGUAAAGUGUUGACUGAUUUUGAUGAUGAUGAUGAUGAUGAAUUCAGCACGGAUGGAGAUAGUCUUUGUGAAACACCUUCAGGAAAUAACAUGUCAAAAGAUGAUGACACAAAAAUCUAAAUAAAUAUUGAAUCUGUGAUUCCUUGAAAGUACUGGAAGAAUACCCUGAAUUGCCAAGACUGGAUAUUCUAAAAGCCAAAUGACACAAAGGAAUAUAAGAGCUGAGAAUAUAAUGUUUCCAUCCAUUCUGUGCCAUUUUCUUGCUUGGA